Molecule: messenger RNA, 590 nt
Organism: Lepus europaeus (European hare)
Lineage: Eukaryota; Metazoa; Chordata; Mammalia; Lagomorpha; Leporidae
Gene: DNLZ
Product: DNL-type zinc finger
Exons: 3
Coding region: 31-561 (176 amino acids)
Biological process (GO): protein folding; protein stabilization; protein import into mitochondrial matrix
Cellular component (GO): mitochondrion
Molecular function (GO): zinc ion binding; protein-folding chaperone binding
Source: RefSeq, a predicted model, not a curated record
GAGGCCGCGGAAGCGCGGGGGGCCGGCGGCAUGCUGAGGGCGGCGCUGGGGCGCGCUGCGGGGCUGGUGGGGCGCCCGCGGCUCCAGGGGCCCGGCCCGAGGCGGCUGUGGGGCCGCGGGGCCCGCCCGGCGGUUGAGGGGAGUCGGGCCCGGGGCUGGGCCUGGGGCUGGCGGCGCUCGAGCUCCGAGCCGGGGCCCCAGGCGGCGGGGCGCGUGCAGGCGGCGCACUACCAGCUCGUCUACACCUGCAAGGUGUGCGGCACUCGCUCCUCCAAGCGCAUCUCCAAGCUGGCCUACCACCAGGGCGUGGUCAUCGUAACCUGCCCCGGCUGCCGGAGCCACCACAUCAUCGCCGACAACCUGGGCUGGUUCUCGGACCUGGGUGGCCAGAGGAACAUCGAGGAGAUCCUGGCCGCCCGAGGGGAGCAGGUGCGCCGGUCAGCUGGCGAGGGGACCCUGGAGCUGACCCUGGAGGCUGCGGGGGCCCCUGCUUCCCCGGCCGCUCCAGAGCGUGGGGAGGACGAGGACGCCCCCCCACCCGGCAGGACAGAGCUGAGCUGACCCCGCCCCCCCCCCCCCCCCCCCCGCUG